AUGGGCUUCGAGUCAGUCACGUUGUCGCUGCCGCAGGCGUCCCUAUUUCAGUUCCCCCCAAACCCGAAUUCGGGCUUCAUCCCCCCACCACCCACCGGCAGCACAUCAUUCGCCCCUCCGGUUGAUAUCCCAGAUCACCUCUAUAACGCCGUUCUCGACGCGAAAGUCCCCAUCACCAUCGCCCUGGUCUACGCCGUGACCGCCAAAGCCCUGAACGCCUACAACAAGUCUACCAACAAGAAGCCCUGGGCCAUCAGCAAGACCCUCGCCUUCCGCUGGUUUGUCAUCGCCCACAAUGUCUUCCUGGCCGUUUACUCGGCGUGGACAUGGUGGGGUAUGCUCGGCACUCUGAGGCGCUCCCUCGUCAGCCCACUGGGUCCUCAGGGAGUUUCCGGCCUUGUUGACUCGUUGUGCCGAGUCAACGGUGCGGGUGGUCUGGGCAACGCCGCUUUCUUCGACGAUAGCCAGAAUGUGUGGCAGACCUACUCGCCCGAGGCCGUUCUGGACGCCGAGGGAAUGCCGAGCCGUUUCGUGGCUGGUCGUAUGUGGAACGAGGGCCUUGCCUUCUACGGCUGGCUCUUCUACCUCAGCAAGUUCUACGAGGUCGUCGACACCCUCAUCAUCCUCGCCAAGGGCAAGUACAGCUCGACGUUGCAAACCUACCACCACGCCGGCGCCAUGAUGUGCAUGUGGGCAGGUAUGCGCUACAUGUCGGUACCUAUCUGGAUCUUCGUCUUCUUCAACUCGUUCAUCCACGCCCUGAUGUAUACGUAUUAUACCGUCACUGCUUUCAACGUCCGCGUACCCGUUUUCAUCAAGCGCACCUUGACCUCCAUGCAAAUCACCCAGUUCCUGGUCGGUGCGUCGUGCGCCAUGAUUCACUCUUUCGUCAAGUACAGCAUCCCUGUUAUCGCCAGCUCCCAGACCGAUGCGCCGGCCUCGGCCGCUUCUGCUUCGGCCAACAACACCGUGAUUGCUGCUACCGGUAGCGUGUUCGGCAACGUCAAGGGCACCUACGCGCGCCGUACUAUGUCCUGCAUCACCUCGAGCGGUGAGACCUUCGCCGUCUGGCUUAACGUUUUCUACCUCGCCCCGUUGACCUACCUUUUCGUCUCCUUCUUCAUCGAGAGCUACCUCCGCCGUAGCAAUGCGGGCAGCAGGUCGAACAAGCGGACCCCUACUACCGGACUCGACGCCCGUCGCCUUAGCAACAACGUUCAGCUUGCCGAGAAGGCUGGCUGGGAGGCUGCUCGUAAUGUUGAGCGCGAGGUCUAUGGCGAGAGCAACGAGGAGGCUAUCAUUUCUGAGAGCCAGUCGACCGAUGCCCAGCCCACUCCCAGUGGCCGGGUGCUGCGCAGCAGGCGGGCUUAG
Molecule: messenger RNA, 1371 nt
Organism: Dichotomopilus funicola
Lineage: Eukaryota; Fungi; Ascomycota; Sordariomycetes; Sordariales; Chaetomiaceae
Product: GNS1/SUR4 family-domain-containing protein
Exons: 2
Coding region: 1-1371 (456 amino acids)
Biological process (GO): fatty acid elongation, polyunsaturated fatty acid; fatty acid elongation, monounsaturated fatty acid; sphingolipid biosynthetic process
Cellular component (GO): endoplasmic reticulum membrane
Molecular function (GO): fatty acid elongase activity
Source: RefSeq, a predicted model, not a curated record